GUACAGGGGGUUGCUGGGCUCUUUUGUUUGGCGGAGGGCGGAUCGCGAGCGGCCAGGCCUGUGGCGCGGCGCCGACGGUAACGGUUCCCCGCCGACCUCCACCGCCUCAGCCCGGCCCGGCCGCCGCAGCGCGCAGCCCCCGCCCCCACGGCUCCGUUUCCCCCCGGGCAUCGUUGGCGAGGCUGUGAAAACAGCGUCGCCCUUAAGCUGAAAAACUGGCCAGCACAAUGGGAAAAAAGCAGAACAAGAAGAAAGUGGAGGAGGUCUUAGAGGAAGAAGAGGAGGAAUAUGUGGUGGAGAAGGUCCUAGACCGGCGAGUGGUGAAAGGCAAAGUGGAGUAUCUGCUGAAGUGGAAAGGCUUCUCGGACGAGGAUAACACAUGGGAGCCGGAGGAGAAUCUCGACUGCCCCGACCUCAUUGCAGAGUUUCUCCAGUCCCAGAAAACCGCACACGAGAGUGAGAAAUCUGAGGGGAGUAAACGCAAAGCCGAAUCUGACACAGAGGACAGAGGGGAGGAGAGCAAACCAAAGAAGAAAAAGGAAGAGUCGGAGAAACCACGCGGCUUUGCCCGGGGGUUUGAACCUGAGCGGAUCAUCGGCGCCACAGAUUCCAGCGGGGAGCUCAUGUUCCUGAUGAAAUGGAAGAACUCUGAUGAGGCUGACCUGGUCCCCGCAAAGGAAGCCAACAUCAAGUGCCCCCAGGUGGUCAUCUCGUUCUAUGAGGAGAGACUGACAUGGCACUCUUACCCCUCGGAAGACGACGACAAGAAAGAGGACAAGAACUAACCCACGCCUGCUCUGGCCAACCUUUGUAUAAAGAUCAGACUGUGGGUUUGAGCGACAGUGAGAGAAUGCAGCUCUACUUAGCGGAGAGGUGGCUUGAGAAGAUGCCCUUUGAAGAGACAGUAUGGUUUCUGUGCCCUGCAGCUGCCCAAGUGUCCAGCUUCAAACCAGCCUGACAUGAGGGGGAGGGGGAGAUGUGUUUCAAGGCUGUUUCUGCAGCUUUCUGGAGAGGAAGUGAAAGCCCCUUCCAUGAAGAACUAUUGCUGGUGCUGGGGAAAGGGAGGGCAAAUGGAUACUGCUUGUUCUUCAAAGACCAUCUCAGCAACCCACAGCCUUCUUCCCAAUAGUGUUAACUCUGCAUUUUUACAGCGUAGCAUGUGUGUAGGUUUUUUCUUUUUGCUAUUACUGGUGUAUCAGUUUGG
Molecule: messenger RNA, 1204 nt
Organism: Malaclemys terrapin pileata
Lineage: Eukaryota; Metazoa; Chordata; Testudines; Emydidae
Gene: CBX1
Product: chromobox 1
Exons: 5
Coding region: 228-785 (185 amino acids)
Biological process (GO): chromatin organization; negative regulation of transcription by RNA polymerase II
Cellular component (GO): pericentric heterochromatin; nucleus
Molecular function (GO): chromatin binding
Source: RefSeq, a predicted model, not a curated record